CGCAAACCAAUCAGAUGAGAACAGCACAAGACGUGGAGAAAACAGUCAACGCCUCCUCUGCAACGGCUACGGAAAUAGGCGAGAAGAAACUGAUAGCGUCUCGCCUCACCGUCCGUCAGCAUCAUGUCUCGUGCAUGUCUACUGUUUGCCUUGAGCAUUUGUGUUGGUACAGGAUGUGCUGUGGAAGUAACAAGGCCUCGUGGAGUUCCACUGACAAAGAGGCAGUUCUAUGAGGAGAACAAGCCAUUCACCUGUCUGGAUGGCUCUCGCACCAUUCCUUUCGACCGUGUAAAUGACGACUAUUGCGACUGCAAGGAUGGAUCUGAUGAACCAGGCACGGCCGCUUGUCCCAAUGGAAUGUUCCAUUGCACCAAUGCUGGAUUCAAGCCCAGCUUCAUUCCGUCCUCUCGCAUUAACGAUGGCGUCUGCGAUUGCUGUGACACAACUGAUGAGUACAACAGCGGUGCCGCAUGCCAAAACACCUGCAGGGAGCUGGGGCGUCAGGAGAGGGAGCUCCUCCAGAAGCAGGCUGAGAUCGCUCAGGAGGGAUUCCGCCUCAAGCAGCAGCUGAUCCAGGAGGCCAAGAGGCAGCAGGAGGACAAACAGGGAAAGAUCACAGAGCUGCAAACCAACCGGAAGAGCAUGGAGGAGAAAGUGGAGUCGUUGAGGACGGUGAAGGAAGUGGCAGAGCAGCCUGAGAAAGAAGCUAAAGAGCGCCACCACAAGGCCUGGGAAGAGCAAAAGGCAAUUCUCAGUGCUGAGAAGGACAAAGCCAAGAUGGCAGAGGCAUUUUUGGAACUGGAUGAUGAUGCAGAUGGCUAUGUGUCUGUAGCAGAGCUGCAGUCUCAUCCUGAGCUCAACCCAGACUCUGACGAGGCAUUCACCGAGGCUGAAGCACAGGGUUUACUAGGAGGAGUGGACAAAGUGGACACCUCUUCCUUUGAGUCUGUAGCAUGGGGCAACAUAAAGGCGAAAUAUGUAUCAGAGGCCCAGGCUGACUCGGGCGCGGCCCCCACCCAGCCCCCAGCGGAGGAGAGCCGGCCCCCUGUCCCCGCCCACGAUGGCGAGUACCCCGAGGAGGAGCCCGAUGACGAUGACAACGAUGACGAUGAUGAGGACGAGGAAGACUACAAUGAGGAUGACGAUGACAAGCCCCCUCCCUCUGUGCGCACACCAGAGAAGAACGAGCAGGACGAGGAGGCCAUGCCACCGUACGAUUACGAGACCCAGAACCUCAUCGAUGCUGCUCAGAAGACGCGCGAUGACUUUGAUGAGGCGGAGAGAGCCCUACGGGAAGUGGACGAUCAAAUCAAGGCCAUUGAGAAAGAGCUGUCGUUUGAUUUCGGCCCAUCUGGGGAGUUCACCUACCUCUACAAUCAGUGCUAUGAGCUGAGCACCAGCGAAUAUAUCUACAAACUUUGCCCCUUUAAUCGAGUCUCACAGAAGCCCAAGUAUGGAGGAUCUGAGACCAAUCUUGGGUCGUGGGGUACCUGGGCGGGUCCUGAGGACAAUAAGCACCUGGUGAUGAAGUAUGAGCACGGCACAGGCUGCUGGCAGGGCCCCAACCGCUCCACCACCGUAAAGAUGACGUGUGGCAAGGAGACGGUGGUGGUGUCCACAUCUGAGCCGAGUCGCUGUGAGUACCUGAUGGAGUUCAUCACCCCCGCCGUGUGCCAGUCGCCGGAGAGCCUGGGCAGCCUGGACAGCGGGGCACACACGGAGCUCUAGUCUACAGCACACGCCGCCCCCUAGAGAUUACUUCUGUGCUGGGGACGCCCAUCUCCCCCAUCCCAUCGGGCGCUUGUGCUUGGACCUUCUGACACCCAAAUGUGCUUUGGGACCCUGCUCUGUGUCCCUGCACAAUGCACCACCUCAAAGUUCUGGGCCCCUAUUGUGAAUCCACUGUGCAUCACAAUCAUUGUCGCACUGCUUUUUACAUUCCAAUUCUCUUAGAAUUAUGAAAUAAAGUCCAUUUUAAUGUGUCCCUCAAA
Messenger RNA from Engraulis encrasicolus (European anchovy), 1991 nucleotides. RefSeq names its product PRKCSH beta subunit of glucosidase II (gene prkcsh). Gene Ontology annotation, cellular component: glucosidase II complex. Gene Ontology annotation, molecular function: calcium ion binding. The record is from RefSeq and is a predicted model, not a curated record. Bases 124 to 1728 code for a protein of 534 amino acids. Lineage: Eukaryota; Metazoa; Chordata; Actinopteri; Clupeiformes; Engraulidae. Gene Ontology annotation, biological process: liver development; N-glycan processing. The transcript is spliced from 18 exons.